GGCCGGGGAAAGAGCGGGAGGGCGGGCGGUGUAGGCAACCGGGCGGUGGGAGUGCGGCCAGCGGAGCGGACGGGCCGAGCAGGAGCGCGGCCAGGAGACGGGGCAGGCGGCCUCAGCGGGAGCAUCUGCACGAUCCCCGCGCCCAGACUUCGCAGGAAUCCCCAACGCGCGCCGGGCCGAGCCCGCCCAUGAAGCCGCCCGCGGCACAGGGCAGCCCCGCGGCCGCCGCGGCCGCAGCCCCGGCCUUGGACUCGGCUGCCGCCGGGGACCUGACGGACGCGCUGUGCGAGUUUGACGCGGUGCUGGCCGACUUCGCGUCCCCGUUCCACGAGCGCCACUUCCACUACGAGGAGCACCUGGAGCGCAUGAAACGGCGGAGCAGCGCCAGUGUCAGCGACAGCAGCGGCUUCAGCGACUCGGAGAGUGCAGAUUCGCUUUAUAGGAACAGCUUCAGCUUCAGUGAUGAGAAACUGAAUUCUCCCACAGACAGGACUCCGGCGCUUCUCUCUCCCACGGUCCCUCCUCGGAAAGCCAAACUCGGAGACACGAAAGAGCUGGAAGACUUUAUUGCUGAUCUUGACAGAACAUUAGCAAGUAUGUGAAACAAGAAGGUCUGGGUCUUUUCAUCAUAAAAGAGAAGCUUCCGAGAGCUCUGAGGACCUGAUAAAAUCAGCUACAGAAUUCACAGGUGGAAGGGACAGAGAGGCUGCACACCCACCACCAGGCCAUGCUCAGGCCGAAAAAUGCCUUUGGGCUCCUCUCCGGGCAAGUUAGAAACUGUGUUGCCCUGCUUGCAGCGAAUUAGAACAGACAACUCAUGCUAAUAUUGUAUUUUCUCUUAAAACGUAGCGUUCUGUAAUUUAAAAUGCUUUGAUGAAAAUAUUUGUAAUUAAUUAUAUAUAGUUGAAAACAGUAAUAUGCUUUUCCCAUUAUAAUAUAUUUUUGUAUGCAAAUAAAAUUUGAACUGGAGUCUA
Phacochoerus africanus (Common warthog) is the source of this 974-nucleotide messenger RNA. It is a transcript of the gene RGCC, whose product is annotated as regulator of cell cycle. Gene Ontology annotation, cellular component: cytoplasm. Gene Ontology annotation, molecular function: protein kinase activator activity; protein kinase binding. The record is from RefSeq and is a predicted model, not a curated record. The transcript has 5 exons. Bases 189 to 602 code for a protein of 137 amino acids. Gene Ontology annotation, biological process: regulation of cell cycle. Lineage: Eukaryota; Metazoa; Chordata; Mammalia; Artiodactyla; Suidae.